AUGCGGAAUAAAUAUAUUACUCCUGAUUCUUCAGAGACGAGUGAAUCUGAUAUCAGUUUAGAUGUGUCCAGUUCAGAUGAAACAGAGACUUGGAGAUUUGCUCCCUCAAAUAAUAACACAAGAAUUGCUCCACCACCUCCAUUAUCUCCAACUAUUUCCUCUUCUCAUACUCUAAUUUCAUCCACUAUUUUCUCUUCAUCCCCUAUUUCCUCUUCUCAUACUCUAAUUUCCCCUUCACCUCUUUCACCACCUUUAUUCAACGAAAAUGUUGAUUCAUUUUCUCCCACUAAUAUUGAUGAAUCAUAUUAUAUUUUAUAUCUUAUUGAGGUGUCCUUAUUAGUAUUGGAUAUUUUCAUUUUCAGUCAUUUAGGGUCUUUAUAUGAAAAGAAAAAAGCUGCUGAGUCUGAUUUUAUAAUUAUAUUAAAUUUUUUAAGUAUAAUUCUGAGUACACUUGGAAUGAUUAUUGGAUGUGAUAUAACAACAAAGACAAUUCUACAAGGAUUAUCAACUAUGAUUUUUUGGGGUUUUACAGUAAUAAUAAUAUUCAAUAAUUCAGAAUUUUUGGGUUAUAAAUCAAACAAGAUUGAAUUUGAAAAGGGCAUAAUAAUUUCUACAGCUUUUAUAAAUUUUUUAAAUGCAGUUCGCUUGUAUAAUAAUUCAAAAGAUUACAAUUCUUUUAAUAUUGAAAUUUUUAAAAUAAUUAUGAUUUUGAUCAGUAAUUAUGAUGAGUUUCUAAAACCAAUACUAUUAAUCAUUCCAUCAACUGUUCAAGGUGUGAUCCUGUAUCCUAAAUAUGAUAAUAUAAUUGUAUUGAUUACUAUUUGUUUAUCUUUUGCAACAUCACUCAUGUUUUUGUAUCAGAAAGUUCAGAUGUCUCAGGCUCAGGAAUCUCAAAUAUCUCCAAAACUUAAUGAAUUUCUAAACCUUUUUUUUGUGGAGUUAAAGAUAAUUUUUCUUAGAUUUUGUUUAUUUGGUGCAUGUUUUAUAGGGGCAAUA
Messenger RNA from Entrophospora candida, 996 nucleotides. The record is from the annotation of a GenBank genome assembly. NCBI's taxonomy places the organism in Eukaryota, Fungi, Glomeromycota, Glomeromycetes, Entrophosporales, Entrophosporaceae.